Molecule: messenger RNA, 1406 nt
Organism: Heterocephalus glaber (naked mole-rat)
Lineage: Eukaryota; Metazoa; Chordata; Mammalia; Rodentia; Bathyergidae
Source: RefSeq, a predicted model, not a curated record
CAGGAGGGAAGUGUUCCAGACCGGGAGCGCGUUCCCCUAGCGGGGACUCAGGAGCCAGGACCCCAGCCCAGAUCUUCUUAGGGGGUGGGACCCGGGAGUUCCCAUUUCUGAGUACCCGGGGAGGAGGGGCGGAGAUCCAGAGUCCAGGGUUUGAGGGAAGAGAGUGCUGGGGUCCUGGACUCCUGGUCCGAGGAGGUGGCAGCCGGGGUGGGGCGGCUUGGGACUGGACUCCUGGGUCUGAGGGCGGAGACAGCUGAGGUCCAGGGUACCUAGUCUGAGGGAGGAGGAGCUGGGGACCCACAAUCCUGCCCUGGCCAGGCGCCCCGCGCCCCUACAUACCCGCCCUCCCCGCUUCCCUCCUCGGAGCCCGGGCGCGCAGCCACCCAGGUGGCUGCCCCCUCCCUCUCCUGGGAUGUCGGGAAGGAGGGGACCACCCGUGUCCUCUACAGGGGCCCUGCCAAGCUGGGGGGCCCCCAGCCCUGGCCCUCGGAGGUGCUGACAGGUGCUCAGAGAUGCGCCCCGGCACCUGCUGCUCCCUCCCCAUCCUCCUCCUCUCCCUCUUCCCCAGCGCCCCCGUGGAGUGCCACCCCUCACCCUCCACACUGCCCCCAUUUCCGGCCCCCGAGUGGGACCUCCUGUCCCCCCGAGUAGCGCUGUCCAGGGGCGCCCCUGCUGGGCCCCCUCUGCUCUUCCUGCUGGAGGCCGGGGCCUUCGGGGAGCCAGCGGGCGCCCGGGCGAAUCGCAGUCGGCGUGGGGUGAGCGAGACGGCCCCCGCCAGUCGCCGGGGUGAGCUGGCAGUGUGCGACGCGGUGAGCGGCUGGGUGACGGACCGGAGGACGGCGGUGGACUUGCGGGGGCGCGAGGUGGAGGUGCUGGGCGAGGUGCCCGGGGCGGGCGGCAGCCCCCUCCGCCAGUACUUCUUCGAGACUCGCUGCAAAGCCGACGGCGCGGGCGCGGGAGCGGGUGCAGGCGAGGGCGGGCCCGGGGCCGGCGGAGGGGGCUGCCGCGGCGUGGACCGGAAGCACUGGGUGUCGGAGUGUAAGGCCAAGCAGUCCUACGUGCGGGCGCUGACCGCCGACGCCCAGGGCCGUGUGGGCUGGCGAUGGAUUCGAAUUGACACUGCCUGCGUCUGCACGCUCCUCAGCCGGACCGGCCGGGCCUGAGGCUCCUGCUCACAACUGGUCAGGCCACGAAAAGAAGAGAACUGGACGCUGAGGGACCUCAGGGGUGGCCUGGCUGUUCUCAGGGCCUUGGCUUGGGAACUUAAAAUGAUCGCAAAAUCAAGGCUUUCUGAUUUUGAAAGCUCAAUCCAUAUAGCAUAUGUGAUGAAACCAAAUGGGGUUUCAAAGGAUGAAUAAUAGCAGUUCUGGAGCACUUGAGGGUAAUCAUGACCAUGAUAACAAUAA